AUGGCUCGAGGAGGUCCUACUCCUCGCAGAGGUCGCGCAAAUUCGCGUUUUGGAUAUCGAGGCAAUAGUUCUUUCCGCGGUGGACGAGGGAGAGGAAGGGGCAGAGGCCGCGGUGGCGCACCAGCAGAAUCUCAGCCUCAGCGCGAAGAUGAUGGGACCCAGCUGGCGGAGCGGUUUGAACAGGUCGCCUUGAACGACGAAGUCGAUGAGAAGCUUGGAUUUUCCCGAGUGUCUGAGGGCCCCAGGAGAGAAGGGUGGUUGGUCAACAUGCAUCCGACACUGGUUAAGGAUCCCGAUUGGCCAUCAGGCAAGGCUGGAGUGGACUUCUACUUCAUUCAAGACGACGGAGGCAUGUUCAAGAGCACGCUGCAGUAUGAGCCAUACUUCUACAUCGCCUGCAAGAGUGGCAUGGAGACCAUUAUCGAGGAAUGGCUCCUAAAGAAGUACGAAGCACAUAUUUAUCGCAUCACGCGGGAACGUAAAGAGGACUUGGAACUACCCAACCAUCUUCUUGGCCACAGACGACUGUACCUGCAGCUACACUUUCGGAACGUCUCAGAUCUCCUGGCUGUUCGACGCGAUAUCAUGCCACUUGCCCUUGCGAACAGCGCGAAAUUGGACGCAGUUGACGCGUAUGCAGAGGUGGUCAACUCCACUGCUAGCGCAAGCUUAAACAUUGAGAUGGAAGGCGCGUGGCGCGCUGAGGCAGAAGCAGGACCGAGUACCACCUGGGGGGGUGGUGGGCGGGACAAAGACCCGCGUGAGGGUAUCAUCGACAUUCGCGAGUUCGAUGUGCCGUACUAUUUGCGUGUUGCAAUGGACAACGAGAUCCGUGUUGGUCUCUGGUACUCGGUCACAUUUACGGCAGGUCAGCCGGCCUUCAAACAGCUUGUGGAGCGUGUCAAGCGUGCUGACCCUGUUGUGAUGGCGUACGAUAUUGAGACGACGAAGGCUCCGCUGAAAUUCCCGGACCAGGCGGUCGACCAAGUCAUGAUGAUUUCGUACAUGGUUGACGGACAGGGCUUUUUGAUCACGAAUCGCGACAUUGUUAGCGAGGACAUUGAGGAUUUCGAGUAUACGCCGAAGGAGGGCUACGAAGGGCCGUUCACGAUAUUCAACGAGCCUGAUGAGUCAUCCACGAUUCGGAGAUUCUUCUCCCACGUACAGGAUGUCAAGCCUACGGUCAUGGCUACUUUUAACGGGGAUUUCUUUGAUUUCCCGUUCUUAUGUGCUCGUGCAAAGAUUCAUGGGAUCGAUAUGUUUAUCGAAAUGGGCUUCGCUAAAGACUCCGAGGACGAGUUCAAGAGUCGCACUUGCGUGCAUAUGGAUUGCUUCCGGUGGGUCAAACGCGACUCGUAUCUUCCACAAGGUAGUCAAGGUCUCAAAGCCGUUACGACCGCUAAGCUGGGGUAUGACCCUAUAGAGUUGGACCCGGAGCUAAUGACGCCCUACGCCAUGGAACAACCUCAAACACUCGCGCAGUAUUCAGUGUCAGAUGCGGUGGCGACGUAUUACUUGUACAUGAAAUAUGUGCAUCCAUUUAUCUUCUCGCUGUGCAAUAUCAUUCCGCUCAAUCCAGAUGAGGUACUUCGGAAAGGUAGUGGCACGUUAUGCGAGACUUUGCUCAUGGUCGAAGCAUAUCGAGGGGAAAUUAUCAUGCCCAACAGGCAUGAAGAAGAACACGGGAACAUGUGGGAGGGUCAUCUCCUUGCUUCUGAGACGUACGUAGGUGGCCACGUCGAGGCACUGGAGGCUGGGGUCUUCCGCAGUGAUAUUCCUACUCACUUCAGGAUCGAGCCAUCUGCGGUUCAGAAGUUGAUUGAUGAACUAGAUGCGGCGCUGACCUUCUGCAUCAUGGAGGAAUCCAAGUCAUCUCUCGAAAGCGUAACGAACUACAACGAGGUGAAAGCCCAGAUUCAAGCUGCGCUCGAGGAGAUGCGAGACAAUCCUCAGCGCAUGGAUAAACCACUUAUCUACCACUUGGAUGUUGCUGCCAUGUAUCCAAAUAUCAUGCUGUCAAACCGACUGCAGCCGGACUCCGUGGUCGACGAAUCAGUUUGUGCAGUAUGCGACUAUAAUCGACCCGGAAAAACUUGCGAUCGUCGUAUGACAUGGGCAUGGAGAGGUGAAUUUUUCCCUGCGCGGCGGGACGAAUUCAACAUGAUCAAGCACGCGCUGAACCAGGAGACAUUCCCUCCGAAGCGACCUGGUGGUUCUCAGCGCCAGUUCAUCGACCUCACUGAUGCCGAGCAGACGGCCUUGCUCCAUAAACGACUGGGUGACUAUUCGCGCAAAGUAUACAAAAAGAUCAAGGAUACGAAGGUCGAGAACAGAGAGGCCAUUAUCUGUCAAAGGGAGAAUCCAUUCUAUAUUGACACAGUGCGACGAUUCCGUGACCGACGGUACGAAUACAAGGGUCAUCACAAGACUUGGAAGAAGAACCUCGACACAGUGCUCUCUGAGCAACGUUCGAUCGCGGAGGUAGACGAGGCGAGGAAGAUGAUUGUGUUGUACGACUCUCUUCAGCUGGCUCACAAGUGUAUUCUGAACUCGUUUUACGGCUACGUCAUGCGCAAGGGGGCUCGCUGGCAUUCGAUGGAGAUGGCAGGUAUUACUUGCUUGACUGGUGCCACCAUCAUUCAAAUGGCUCGACAGCUGGUGGAGCAGAUUGGUCGACCUCUGGAAUUGGAUACAGAUGGUAUCUGGUGCAUGCUGCCUGGGAUCUUCCCAGAGAACUUCAGGUUCAAGCUCACCAAUGGAAAAACGAUUGGCUUCUCCUACCCCUGUACCAUGCUCAAUCACCUCGUUCACGCACAAUUCACGAACCAUCAAUAUCAUGACCUUGACCUGGAAACUGGUGAAUAUCGCAUUCAUAGCGAAAACUCGAUCUUCUUCGAGUUGGAUGGUCCUUAUAAAGCGAUGAUCUUGCCUUCAUCGAAAGAGGAGGAUAAGUUGCUGAAGAAGCGGUAUGCAGUCUUCAAUGACGAUGGCUCCUUGGCCGAAUUGAAAGGCUUUGAAGUCAAGCGACGCGGCGAGCUGCAGCUUAUUAAGAUAUUUCAGUCUCAGAUUUUCGAACGCUUUCUGCUUGGUGGUACGACAGAAGAGUGCUAUGCGGCCGUUGCUCAGGUUGCAGAUAGAUGGCUAGAUGUCUUGUUCAGCAAAGCGGAAAGCCUUGGAGAUGACGAGCUGAUUGAGCUUAUUGCCGAGAACAGGAGCAUGUCGAAGACCUUAGCCGAAUAUGCCGGACAGAAAUCGACGUCUAUCAGUACCGCAAAACGUCUCGCAGAGUUUUUGGGCGACCAGAUGGUUAAGGACAAGGGCCUUGCGUGCAAGUUCAUCAUUUCUAAACAGCCAGCGGGUGCACCGGUCACAGAACGGGCGGUACCAGUCGCUAUAUUUUCUGCCGAAGAUAGCGUUAAGCGCACUUACCUGCGCAAAUGGCUGAAGAAUAAUGGUCUAACGGAGUUUGAUAUCCGGUCCAUUCUCGACUGGGAAUACUACAUCGAGCGAUUAGGGUCCGUUAUCCAGAAAUUGAUUACCAUUCCUGCAGCGAUGCAGAAGGUAGCUAAUCCAGUUCCUCGAAUCAAGCAUCCAGACUGGUUGCAUCGCCGCGUCGUCGCUCUAGAUGACAAGUUCCAUCAGCACAAGGUCACGGACUUCUUCCGACUCAAGGUGCCAGGGGAGCAGGAAACUCAUGAUCUCGAGGACUUUGGAACUCCUACGCGCGAUAGUGAUCGGCCACGCCUGGCAAUCGUCAAUCGAAAACCCGCGCCUCGACAAGACACUCCGGAACCAGCUGAGGAGCAGCCUUCCUAUCAGCUCGCUGUCACAGAUUAUAGAAGAUACCUCAAGAUCAAGAGGCCCAUCUGGAGACGUUGUCGGAAUGGCGAGACCGACGCCGUUCUGCCCUCAAUGUUCAAGGCUACGACGAAUUUGAAUAGUCGUUGGGACGUCGUGCAAAUCCGUCCUGCUAGAGGACCAGGUCACUUUACCUUAUGGCUUGCCGUAGGGGGUAAUCUUGUCUCCCUGCCCCUUCGCAUACCUCGGGAAUUCUACUUGCAUCGCCGUACACCGGCAAAGUCGGACCAAUUUCGAAAAGACAUAUACACAUGGGAGAAGGUGGUCCGUGGUCUGCCAAGAGACAGGCCAUGUGUGAAUCUGUACAAGCUGAGUGUCCGUGAAGACGUAUACAUACAGGCGCAGGAGCACUUCCUUGACUUAACCAGUGACCCUAGUGUGGAUGGUGUGUUUGAACAGCAAAUACCUCUUGUUAUGCGAGCCGUAUUGAGGUUGGGCAAGACAUGUGUGUCUGGGGUCAGCGGAUUGACACUUAACAAGGCUGAAGCGGUGGGGUUCGAUCUAGACCAGCUUGGCCGAGCAAGCUCUCAAUCAUCCAAACGUAAAUAUUUGGAUGAAGGUAGGACGGGGAAGUAUAUCCUCCUCUACCAUGCUUGCUCCAAUACGGCUCCUGUCCAUGUCUUCGCCCUGUUCGUGCCCAAUAGCCCUGUCAGGCUCCACAUAGUUGAUCCCGCCACACGGCGCCAAGGAAUUCCUCGACUAUCCGAGUUGUAUACAGAGCUUCUGAACAAACGUCGACAAUCCGCCAGGUCGAACGUCUCGUAUACGUACCCGUCAACAUGCGAUUUCACUAGCACCUAUCACGGCAGUGAUUUGAUGGCCCUCAAAGCAAUCUCUCGCGAGCUUGGACUCCUGGAAUCCCAAGCAUAUAUGCUAGUGAUCUCGUCUAGCAAGGAGCAGACAUACUUUGAUACACACAUACCAAGACUCUCUAAAUUUCCUGUGUUAUCAAUGCCAAAGGCUAAAGUUCCUCACACUUUAGAUGUCUUCCCGUGGCAGACAGGCGUCGCGCAGAAGCUCGUGGGCCGUUAUCUGACCAUGGGCACAUGGCUUGAUAGAUCAAUUUCUCUAGCCAACUACUACGACGUGCCUCUCGGCCAUAUUGAUGGUGACCAACCACUGCUCCUUUCCGACAUCGAAUUUGCUCGCAAACUGGCGGAGCAUGAUAUCGUUUUGUGGUGGUCGCCAGGGGAUCGUCCAGACUUGGGUGGGAUGGAGAAUGAUGCUAGACCAUCUGAAGAAUUGUCUAAGACUGAAUUCUGCUCUCCGGGAUGUUAUUCAAAUGUUUGUCUGGAGAUUACGGUUCGUAAUUUGGCGGUCAAUGCCGUCCUGCAUUCGGUCAUCGUCAACGAGUUAGAAGGUAGUGGAGGAGCCACUGCUUUUGACUCUUCCCAUACACUAGACGAGUACGCGGGAGGGGACUCGCCACGAGAUCUAACUUUCGGUGACGCUAGUGUCUCACCGCAGACCUUCUCGAUUCUCAAGUCUAUGGUGAAGACAUGGCUAUUGGACAAGAUUCAGGGCAAUUUCGAAAGUCCCGCAUCCGUCGCUAUCGAUCAUUUUUGGCGGUGGAUAAGCUCGAAUGCGUCCCAUAUGUACGAUCCGAGCCUUCACCGCUUUGUUCAUGGGCUCAUGCGCAAGACAUUCAUCCAAAUGCUUGCUGAGUUCAAACGCUUGGGAUCUCAUGUCGUAUACGCUGAUCUCAGCAAAAUUCUCUUGGUCACUUCCAAACCCCCUGGUACGGCGCAUGCGUAUGCGACAUACAUCACAACCGCAGUAACGUCUCACGAGCUUUUCCAGCACGUUUACCUAUACACAGCACGUUUUUAUGAUUUCCUCCUUUUCAUGGAUCAGGCAAAUAUUGCGGGAGUUGUUUGCGAAGAUCCCUUGGCCGUGAACCCUCCCGAGGCCUUGUCCGUGGAGAUGCGAUGGAAUAUCGAGACAUUUUUGCCGCCUGCGAUUCAGCGCGAUUUCAAAAACGUGAUUCGCUUCUUCCUUGUGGAAUUCUACAGAACGUGUCAAAAGAGCUCGGGCACAGCUCGCGCUCCUCUGAGGGUCCUGCAGAAUGGCGCGCCAGAUGCAACCCAAAAGGGCAUAGCGAAGACGCAAGAAAUGGAUGCCUGUCGUGAUUUCAUCGCUCGUCGUCUCACAAGGAAACUUCUCAAAACCGUUGGCGAUAUUCAAGAACGAUAUCGCAUGGCUGUCACCGAUGAGGAGGCGCUCGUUUACUGGGAAUUUCCUUUACUUCCUGGGUCGCACUUGCACCUCACGAAUCCCCUCCUCGAGUUCGUCAAAUUCGCCUGUGUAAUCUUCAGCCUGGCGAAGGACUAUCAGCUCGAGGUCGGUCUCUUGAAGCGCAACCUAUUAGAGCUUGUUGGCGUGCGAGAGUUCGCGAGCGAGGCGACGUUCCAUAACCCAUGCGAGCCACUCAAGUUGUCAAACGUCCCUUGCUGUCAUUGUGAUGGGCUGCGCGAGUUCGACUUCUGUCGUGAUCCGGAGCUACUUCCGAACAAUCUCGAGGUCAAUGUGCGCUGGCUUUGCGACAAUUGUGGGGGCGAGUACGACCGCACCACGAUUGAAUUUGCGCUGAUUAGUAUGGUCUACGACCUGGAGCGUCGGUUUGCACAACAGGAUCUGCGCUGCUCAAAGUGCAAGCGGCUCCAGUCGGACAACGUUUCCCGCCAUUGUCAAUGCUCCGGGAGUUAUCAGCUGAACAUGAGUAAGGUCGAUGUGCGGCGAAAGUUGCGCACCAUCGUGAAUGUGUCAAUCGCGCAUAAUAUGACACGGCUUAGGGAAUGUGCACAAAUGAUGCUCGAUUCUUGGUAG
Messenger RNA from Fibroporia radiculosa, 6684 nucleotides. RefSeq lists its product as uncharacterized. The record is from RefSeq and is a predicted model, not a curated record. The coding region runs from base 1 to 6684 and encodes 2227 amino acids. Gene Ontology annotation, cellular component: nucleus; epsilon DNA polymerase complex. Lineage: Eukaryota; Fungi; Basidiomycota; Agaricomycetes; Polyporales; Fibroporiaceae. Gene Ontology annotation, biological process: DNA replication proofreading; DNA replication; leading strand elongation. The transcript has 9 exons. Gene Ontology annotation, molecular function: DNA binding; nucleotide binding; DNA-directed DNA polymerase activity.